CGGCUGCCGCGGCGGCGAGGAGAGCGGCGGCGGCGGGGCCGGGCGGGCGGCAGGAAUGCGGAACCGGCGCGCGGGCUGAGCCGCCCAGGAUGGCGCAGGGGCGGCGGCAGCGGGCGGCCUGCGUGGGGCCCUAGUGCGGCGGAGCGGGCGCUCCCCACCCGGCGUCGCGGCCAUGGCCAAGGAGCGGCGGAAGGCCGUGCUCGAGCUGCUGCAGCGGCCGGGGAACGCGCGCUGCGCCGACUGCGGCGCCCCGGAUCCUGACUGGGCCUCAUACACCCUGGGGGUGUUCAUCUGUCUGAGCUGCUCUGGGAUUCACCGGAACAUCCCCCAUGUCAGCAAGGUGAAGUCCGUGCGCCUGGACACCUGGGAAGAUGUGCAAGUGGAGUUCAUGGCCUCCCGUGGGAACGCCAUCGCCAGAGCCACGUUUGAGUCCAGAGUGCCCCCCUUCUAUUACCGGCCCUCGGCCUCCGACUGCCAACUCCUGCGGGAGCAGUGGAUCCGGGCCAAGUAUGAGCGGCAGGAGUUCGCCCACCCCGAGCGGCAGGAGCCCUACUCUGCAGGGUACCGAGAAGGCUUUCUCUGGAAACGCGGCCGGGACAACGGGCAGUUCCUAAGCCGGAAGUUCGUGCUGACGGAGCGUGAGGGGGCCCUGAAGUACUUCAACAGGAGUGAUGCCAAGGAGCCCAAGGCCGUCAUGAAGAUCGAGCACCUGAACGCCACUUUCCAGCCGGCCAAGAUCGGCCACCCGCACGGCCUGCAGGUCACCUACCUGAAGGACAACAGCACUCGCAACAUCUUCGUCUACCACGAGGACGGGAAGGAGAUGGUGGACUGGUUCAACGCACUGCGCGCCGCCCGCUUCCACUACCUGCAGGUGGCCUUCCCGGGGGCCAGCGACGCCGACCUGGUGCCGAAGCUGUCCAGGAACUACCUUCAGGAGGGCUACAUGGAGAAGACGGGGCCCAAGCAGACAGAAGGCUUCCGCAAGCGCUGGUUUACCAUGGACGACCGCAGGCUCAUGUACUUCAAGGACCCGCUGGCAGGAGCAGCCGCCCCGUGCAGCACCCCGGUGCCCCCCAGGACGCCUUCGCCCGCGGGGAAGUCUUCAUCGGCAGCAGAGAGAGCGGCUACACGGUGCUGGCCGGGCUCCCGCCGUCCACCCAGGGCCACCACUGGCCACACGGGAUCACCGUUGUCACGCCAGAGCGCCGGUUUCUGCUGGCCUGCGAGACGGAGUCGGAGCAGCGGGCGUGGAUGGAGGCGCUCCGGAAGGUGGUGGACAGGCCCAUGCUGCCCCAAGAGUACGCAGUGGAAGCCCACUUCAAGCACAAGCCCUAGCACGAGAAGGUCCCGGAGGCCCGAGGACUCUGGACUGCCCAGACGUGGCUGCAGGAGGCCGCGGCUAACGGGGCCUGAGCUUCAGCCAUGAGCACCUGUGUCUCUGGAACCCCUUCGUGGGCUGGCCCACCCCCCAUGGGACGCCCACAGCUCCCCCCACUGACCUCUGCCCGCCAGACCCCCAUUCCUCUGAGGACCAGCCCCCAGCUGCCACUGCCCACCUGAGCGGGAAUCCCCCCCCAGGUAGCUGGGCUGUGGGGACAGAGCCGGCCUGCAUGCCCCCUCCCAACACGUAUUUAUUGAAACCCGCCAUGUCUGUCCUGGGGGCCUGGGGGCCAGAGCGGCAGACGUGGACCCCAUGCUCAGUGAGCUGACCCACACGGAUGAGUGGGUCUGGGGGGUUGGGCCCCCAUAGCAGGAGCCCCAGGGCCUCAGGCCUCAGGCCUGGCUGCCCCUGGGCGCCUGCCACGCCGGCUCAGGACUCCGCGCUGACCGUGACCCCCCGUCUCUGCCUGCCCUGUCUCUGACCCCUCAGAGGAUGGAGCCUGGGCCGAGCUCACAUCUGCAGCCCAGCAUGCUGCCGGACAGUGGUAACCGCCCCAAGCCUCCCUGUGUGCCCGGGGUGGGGGGGGGCAGGGCCGUGGUGGAGCAGGACGUGUGUGGGGGUCACCGGCAGGUCAUCUGGGUGCUGUCCUGUGUGGCCAUGACAUGCUCCCAGGGGACCUGGACCAGCUGCUGGGACCGAGAGGAGGGCAGCGGGCCUAGGCCUGGCCUGUGGGCCCACAGCCAGGGACGGGGACAGGCGCCCUCCUGUGAGCCUGUCCGCCCUCGCACCUGCGCGAGCACCCACAGUGCAGACUCGUCACAAACCUGGGCCCUGGGCAGGGGCUGCAGGGUCCAGCAGGCAGCACAAGCCCCCUUCACCGGGGCCACUGCCAGGGCUUGCCAGGUCAGGGGUCACCAAGAUGGCUGGGCGAGGUGAGGACCGCUGUGAGGUCACCCAGGGCCAGAGCUCUGUCUCCCCAGACCCCUGGCGGCUCCUCCAGUCCAGGUCCCGGGGCGCCCAGGUCCUCAACUUCAGAGCAGGCAGGAGGGCUCUGCACACCUGUGUCUGUAUGUGUGUACACCCACAUGCUCUGCCAGAAAGCUCUAGAAAAGAACAGCUGCAUGACCAGCCAGCAGGGAGAAUUUCUCAGAAAAGGCAGAACCCACGUGGCGGUGCGGAGUCAGAGGCACGCAGCCCGCACGCAAGCAUCACAGCAUAUCUUGCUCGGAUGAGACCAGGGCUCAGGGCACCCAGCCCCACCGGCCGCUCACCUGUCCGCAGAUUUAAGUACAACACUGUUUAUACCUAAAACCAUGACACUCUACCAACACUGGCCACUUGGUGCCACCCACCAAGGACACACUCCAGACAGAGCUGGAAAAACACUGGUCCCAGCGCCCGCGGGCCUCACGGGGCAUCCAGGCCGCUUCUCCCCGCCCACACCCGGCCCCAGGAGCUCCCUCAGAAAGGACCACUGCUGCUGAGCCCAGUAUAAAGGAUUUAUUUAAACUCAACAAUGAACACAAACCUUCCUUUAAAUUCCAUUUUUACAGUAAAUAAAAUUGUGUACUGCGUUCCUUCCCA
This is a messenger RNA of Bubalus bubalis (water buffalo), 2968 nucleotides long. RefSeq names its product ArfGAP with dual PH domains 1 (gene ADAP1). Gene Ontology annotation, biological process: positive regulation of GTPase activity. Lineage: Eukaryota; Metazoa; Chordata; Mammalia; Artiodactyla; Bovidae. Gene Ontology annotation, molecular function: phosphatidylinositol bisphosphate binding; GTPase activator activity. Bases 173 to 1429 code for a protein of 418 amino acids. The transcript is spliced from 11 exons. The record is from RefSeq and is a predicted model, not a curated record. Gene Ontology annotation, cellular component: plasma membrane; intracellular membrane-bounded organelle.